Arvicanthis niloticus (Nile rat) is the source of this 3160-nucleotide messenger RNA. The record is from RefSeq and is a predicted model, not a curated record. Lineage: Eukaryota; Metazoa; Chordata; Mammalia; Rodentia; Muridae.
CGGCGGCGGCGGACGCAGCCUGAGGGAGCGGCGGGCGGGGCGGCGCCUGGCCCGGCAGGGCCGCGCCGGCUGAGGGGCGUCCAUGGCGCGCGGGCCCCGGCGGGGCGCGGCCGCGGCCUGAGGGCGGCCAUGUCCGGGGUGGUGCGGACCCUCAGCCGCUGCUUGCUGCCGGCCGAGGCCGGAGCCCGCGAGCGCAGGGCGGGCGCGGCGCGCGACGCGGAGCGGGAGGCCCGACGGCGCAGCCGCGACAUCGACGCGCUGCUGGCCCGCGAGCGGCGCGCGGUGCGGCGGCUGGUCAAGAUCCUGCUGCUGGGCGCCGGCGAGAGCGGCAAGUCCACCUUCCUCAAGCAGAUGCGCAUCAUCCACGGCCGGGAGUUCGACCAGAAGGCGCUGCUGGAGUUCCGCGACACCAUCUUCGACAACAUCCUUAAGGGCUCGAGGGUGCUUGUGGACGCGAGGGACAAGCUUGGCAUUCCCUGGCAGCACUCUGAGAACGAGAAGCACGGGAUGUUUCUGAUGGCCUUCGAGAACAAGGCAGGGCUGCCUGUGGAGCCUGCCACCUUCCAACUUUACGUGCCAGCCCUGAGCGCACUCUGGAGAGACUCCGGGAUCAGGGAAGCCUUCAGCCGCAGAAGCGAGUUCCAGCUGGGUGAAUCUGUGAAGUACUUCCUGGAUAACUUAGACCGGAUUGGCCAGCUGAACUACUUCCCCAGUAAGCAAGACAUCCUACUGGCUAGAAAGGCCACCAAGGGAAUUGUGGAACAUGACUUCGUUAUAAAGAAAAUCCCAUUUAAGAUGGUGGAUGUGGGUGGCCAGAGGUCACAGCGCCAGAAGUGGUUCCAGUGCUUCGACGGGAUCACCUCAAUCCUGUUCAUGGUGUCCUCAAGCGAGUACGACCAGGUCCUCAUGGAGGACAGGCGCACCAACCGGCUGAUGGAGUCCAUGAACAUCUUCGAGACCAUCGUCAACAACAAGCUCUUCUUCAACGUCUCCAUCAUCCUCUUCCUCAACAAGAUGGACCUCCUGGUGGAGAAGGUGAAGUCGGUGAGCAUUAAGAAGCACUUCCCGGAUUUCAAGGGUGACCCGCACCGGCUGGAGGACGUCCAGCGCUACCUGGUGCAGUGCUUUGACAGGAAGCGCAGGAACCGCAGCAAGCCCCUGUUCCACCACUUCACCACCGCCAUCGACACCGAGAACAUCCGCUUUGUGUUCCACGCUGUGAAGGACACCAUCCUGCAGGAGAACCUGAAAGACAUCAUGCUGCAGUGAGAGACAGCCCCUCUGCCGUCCUCUCGUGGCCUCCGUGGCCUGUGGCCAUGUGUCUCUGGUGUGUCUGCCACCUGCGUGGACCUGCAGUGGGCAUCUCCAGUCCAUACCAUCUAAUACCUGGCUCAAGAGUGCUGGACUACCAACCACACCAGCGAGCUCCGGGCAAGAAGACGUGGGAGUGUCAGCGAUAGCUACUGAGUCGGGGACUGUGAAACUACUGAAUCCACGCCGUGGCUCUGGUGUUGAUCUGAAAACCUGGGAACACAGCUUUCUCCCUCCCUACAGAAACUCUUCCUUGCUGACACAACUUAACCAAGGUUCAGGUGUGCACAGACACACACGUGCUCUCAUUAAUGACAAACACAACCCCAGCUGGCCUUGCAGACGGCCCUUCCCUCAGACACUAACUCGGAAGCUUAGCCUUACACCAGGCUGUAGAGGGGCAUGUAAUGCUAAUCUCAGAGUGUCCAAGCUCCGGCCACAGCGCCACCUCCCAAAGUGAACACACUGCCUUUAAAAUUGUGCCAACACCCUCCAAGUCCCCACUCUGAGGCAUAUCAGGAUGAGCAAAGGAGCCGAGUCAGGAGUCCACACUCCUACUGUAGAGAACACAGUGGAGCUGUGAACCUGCCUCACUGCCCUGGUAGCCACUCACCGUGUCUCCAUGCCCAGUGGGCCACAGUGUGGAAAGGUGGCCUCGGAAGCAGCUCUGGCCAGCCUGUGCACACGUAGUGGUGCUCUCUCCUCCUCCCCCGUCCCUCCACAGCCCAUGGCAAAGACACAUAAUCAAGUGGCCUUGUAGGUUGCCUUACUUGACAGUUGGUGGCAUGUAGCAUCCCCUGUCCUGGGCCCUGGAAGUGGGCCAGACAUGCUCUGUAACUCUAGAGCAUCCUCAAGUCUUGGCUGCUUGGUGGGCCCAGCUACUGGUCCUUCAGGAGAAGCCCUGGGCUCUGCACACCACCCCUCACCAUUGCCUUCACUCAGUGCACUCUGCUCUCUGGGCGGCUGGCAGGCCGGGUCCGGUCACUCUGCGUACAAAGCCAGUCUGCACCCUCCUAGCCCUGGUGCAUGAGGGUGCAGAAGGCUGGGGACAUCAGCACAACCUGCUAAGCCUCAGCCUGGCCUGGCCAGCCUCCUGGCAGGCUUCGCACUGUUUCACAAUAUAUUGCAUUCCAGACCUGCCCCUCUGUACAUGAGUUACUUUCUGGGAGCUGGGGUGUGGCUUUUAGCUCCCCCAGAGCGUUCUUUGGCUCACUAACACAUCCAAGGGCCCUGUCUGCAACCGAAUUGCUCCUGACACUUGAUCCCUGUUGCAUCCUGGUCUUGGCUCAUUUUGGCCACCAGACACAUAGGAUUCUUGGAGCAGAUGCUAAGCCAGGAGACGGGAUGGGACCACUUGUUAGAGCCCUCAUCAUUGCAGUGCUCUGACUAGGAAAGAGUCUCACGCUCGCUUGCUGAGCUUCUGGCGCUUUCCUUUGGGGAGAGAACAGCUGUUCUGCCUGUUUCCCCAAGUCUGCACAAGCUGAGGGAUGUGGCCAGGUUAGUACAGGACCAGCAACCUUUCAGGGCUCUUUGGGGGUCUCAGGUCCACACACAGUCACCAAAUGCCCGAUGUAUCUGUCAGUGCUGAGACCCCAAACAGAUACAACCUGUUCCCAGCCACUGCUGGGGGCCACUGUGACCAAGGUGAGUGCGGGGUUGUCAGGGAGAGCGCUGUCCCUCUGACAACCUGGCCAUAUGAUAUGUACCAGUCACUUUGAAAGCCGGCAGCAUGUGAGUAGCAAGGUGUGAACUUGAGCUAGCUGGGCAGAAUGCAGGCAGAUGGGCAGAGGCCCACCAUCCUGGCGAGCUGAGCCUGGCUGUGUCCUUUCUGUUAGGACACCCCUACUCU